UUUACUUUGCAAUGGAGCAAUUGAAGAAGCUGAAGACUUCCUCUGAUGAAUCAUCAACUGCUUCUUCUUCUUGGGGACAUAACAUCAGUUUCAAGCGUGAGAAAAUGGUGGAAGUGAAGGAGGAACCAGUUUCUUCACGGAAAAUUCAAAAGGCAGAAAGAGAGAAGAUACGUAGAGAUAAGCUCAAGGAACAGUUUCUUGAGCUCGGAGAUGCACUUGAUCCGAAUAGGCCUAAGAGCGACAAAACUUCGAUUAUCAUUGACACAAUACAAAUCCUGAAAGAUCUAAUGACCCAAGUAGAUAGACUCAAGGCUGAGUACGUCGCACUCUCUGAAGAGUCUCGUGAGGUUGAUGACUGAUUGAUUUAACUUCUCAAUUUCUCUUAUUAUUAUAGAUUCUACUUGUUUUCAUCAUCUUCUCCUUUGUUAUGAACUAUUGCUAAGCAGCUAAUACAAGAGAAGAGCGAGCUGAGAGAAAAACCAUAAUAUGCAAUUACCAUUUAAGGGCAUGCA
Messenger RNA from Brassica rapa (field mustard), 512 nucleotides. Its product is annotated as transcription factor bHLH11. Gene Ontology annotation, biological process: intracellular iron ion homeostasis. The record is from RefSeq and is a predicted model, not a curated record. NCBI's taxonomy places the organism in Eukaryota, Viridiplantae, Streptophyta, Magnoliopsida, Brassicales, Brassicaceae. Gene Ontology annotation, molecular function: DNA-binding transcription factor activity; protein dimerization activity.